This is a messenger RNA of Anthonomus grandis grandis, 2485 nucleotides long. RefSeq lists its product as uncharacterized. The transcript has 2 exons. Lineage: Eukaryota; Metazoa; Arthropoda; Insecta; Coleoptera; Curculionidae. The coding region runs from base 487 to 2238 and encodes 583 amino acids. The record is from RefSeq and is a predicted model, not a curated record.
GCCACCUUAUGCCGACCCUGCAUACUUUAUUUAGAAAUAGCUUAGUUUGUAUUGUCAUCAUUUUUAGAACGUAUAAAUAUAAUGUAAUAGACAAGAGCAAUAACAAUUAAUAUAGUAAUCGAUGUAGUCAUUAUCUAUCAAUCAAGUUAGUUGUAAGUUAAGUUAGUCCCUGUUCUCAAUAAAUUUGUUUUUUAAAAAAGCAAAUGCCGGUUGUUGUCCUUUAACUGGCGCAGUCGGUAGUUCGGUCUUUCCAAUAUUGGACAAAAAUCGCCAUAUUUGGGUCCGUUUCUACGGUUUGAAGACCGCUACAAUCCCUGGAAGCUGAAAGAAGACCUGCAGAAACCUUCAAAGAACAAGAAUCGUCGGAAGUACCUGCAGCGAUCCAAUUGAAGCAACCACCCGUUCAGCACCGGAUUGAGAACAGCUAUAGUUUAGGUCCUGGGAAUACAAAAAUCGAUUCCUUUAGGAAAUUAGGCUAAGAGACAAAUGGAAAUUUUGGCAAGAACCUUACUAAUCCUCACCUUCGUUGGAAGAGAACUAGCCCUUCCCCAAUUCCAUAACCUCAACCAGAACCCUGGACUACUACCACUUAAACUCGGCAAUGCCCAAAACACAGCAGACUAUUGGUCUUUUGUACAAAUUUUUGACGUAAGUGACAUAAUCCAAGAAACCAAAUACCUAGAACAGACUUUUAUAAAACUAAAAGAAUCAAUUCAUAAAUUCUUUGACAAUAACUCCUUUUUAAACUCUUAUAAUCUAGUCAAUUCGUUAAGUGCUAAAGUAAACUUACAAAUUGAACAACUAAAUCCCUUAUUUAACAACCGAAACAAACGUGGACUUAUUAACGGCUUAGGUUCCAUUAUAAAAACCAUAACUGGUAAUCUCGCACAAGAAGAUGCUGAAAAAUAUGACAAAGCUAUUUUGGAAAUCUCUAAUAACCAAAAUUCGCAAAAAACUUUUAUAAAAGAGCAAAUAACUAUAUCUAAAAAAUCUGUCGAACAUUUCGAAAGCAUAAGCAAAAAUUUGUCACAUAAUCAACGUAUUUUAGAAAAUCGUGUAAAAAAACUAGAAUUGGUGGUUAAACAAAUGAAUUUGAAUAAUACAAAUACAUACUCUUUCUUUUUAAGUGAAAUACUUGUCUCUCAAGUGAUAAAUGCGUAUCAAAAUAUAUACGAUAUCUUGGAUAACAUCGAAAUAGCGAUAACAUUCUCGAAAUUAAAUAUAUUUCACAGCUCUAUAAUCGACCCAAAAGAACUUCUAAAUGAAAUAAAAUUAAUUGGCCCUAACUUAAGUAAAACUAAGUUACCAUUUGCGGCAACUUUAGAGAACAUUUUACUAUUCGAAAAAAUUGUCGAAAUUAAGGGUUAUACAAAGGAAAACAAAAUAUUCUUUAUAAUAGAGGUACCUAUAGUUGAACUUGAAAAUUAUGUACUAUAUCACCUCUACCCUUUGCCCGUACCCUUAAAUUCCAUUUACCAAAUAAUUAUCCCUCAAAGUCAAUACCUUAUCCUAAAUGAACACUCAUAUGUACUGUUCAAUGCCAAAUGUCAAGAGGUAGCUACAGAAAUCUACCUUUGCAAAGAAAACAGCCCUCUGAGCGUAUCCGAGGAUCCGCCAUGUGAAGUACAAAUGAUGUUGUAUUCAAAACAUCCCUCAAAUUGUCGAGCCAUUCAAACCGAGAUCAAGUCUUUGAAAAUCCAGAAGCUGGAACAAGAAAAAUGGAUAAUUGUUUCACCCCAAAAAACCGUAGCUGUCCAACAAUGUGGCCAUAAUAAAGAAAAUAUCCCAAUCCAAGGCACCCUUGUCCUUGAGUUAAACCCUAGCUGCACCAUACAAAUUCAGGACUACCAGAUUAGAAGUUUCCACGAUACAAACACCCAUUUUCACAACAUUGAAUUACCCAAGCUGACCUUAGACUUAAAUGUUCGCCCUAAUGCUAUUGAUUUACAGCCCUUUGAACUCAAUAGCUUAAACUUCGAUGAACUUAAGAACAUUCAAACCAUGAUGGACAUCCAAGCCAAGAAAAUGGAAGAAACCAGCCAAGGACCUGUCCAUAUAACAAAUGUUAGCGUAUGGACCAUCAUCUUGUAUAUCCUGAUGACUACUGUAGCCGCCUUCCUGUUGCUGAGAAAGACAAGAAAAUUAAUCCAGGCCAAAAGAAAACAUCUCAACCAAACCACCACCACGACCAGUGACGACGAAGAAACCCUACAGAAUCCGAGCCAUAUUGUCAUAUAAUUCACCCCUGGGCUCAUUUCUUAGGAGGGAGGAGUUACGGGUACCAACCCGCCACCUUAUGCCGACCCUGCAUACUUUAUUUAGAAAUAGCUUAGUUUGUAUUGUCAUCAUUUUUAGAACGUAUAAAUAUAAUGUAAUAGACAAGAGCAAUAACAAUUAAUAUAGUAAUCGAUGUAGUCAUUAUCUAUCAAUCAAGUUAGUUGUAAGUUAAGUUAGUCCCUGUUCUCAAUAAAUUUGUUUUUUAAAA